AUGGCUUCAAAAUUUGUUUUCGAAAUAAUUUUAUUUUAUUUAAUGGCAAAAGUAUCAAAGCCACCCAAUAAAAUAAAAUCAACUCCUCAAGAUGUCUACAAACGAGAAGGAAUCAUUGGAAUGGUUAUGUAUUUUUUGAGAGUGGCUGGAGUAUUUCAGUUAUCGUUAUAUAUGAUAUACGGAUUUUAUGUUUAUCUAAUUUAUCAACAAGAGUAUAGUGGAAAGUCGGAAUAUACUAAUAAUGAUUUACCAAUAUUAUCAGAAUGGGAUAAUACAUUUAUUAUAGUUUCUAUAAUGAAAAUUAUUGGAAUGGCAUUAAGAUUAUGGUGUUAUAAAACUCUUGGUGAAUUUUUUACUUUGGAUCUAACUAUUCAAAAGGAUCAUAAAUUAAUUACCCAUGCCUCUCAAUUUGCACCAUUUGUUAAAUUAUAUGAAUCAUCAUUAUCACCAAUGAUUUAUUCAAUAUUUUCAUUCUUACUAUUAAUGUGUCAUCCAUCAUCAACUGCAUUUAAAUUUUUAACUACACUAGAUGGAGAUUAA
Molecule: messenger RNA, 540 nt
Organism: Diversispora eburnea
Lineage: Eukaryota; Fungi; Glomeromycota; Glomeromycetes; Diversisporales; Diversisporaceae
Source: the annotation of a GenBank genome assembly